Molecule: messenger RNA, 484 nt
Organism: Closterium sp. NIES-67
Lineage: Eukaryota; Viridiplantae; Streptophyta; Zygnematophyceae; Desmidiales; Closteriaceae
Source: the annotation of a GenBank genome assembly
GUCAAUGAUGCGAAGGGUUUGUCAGGGGGGAACCAAGGGGGGAACCAAGGGGGGAACCAAGGGGGGAACCAAGGGGGGAACCAAGGGGGGAACCAAGGGGGGAACCAAGGGGGGAACCAAGGGGGGAACCAAGGGGGGAACCAAGGGGGGAACCAAGGGGGGAACCAAGGGGGGAACCAAGGGGGGAACCAAGGGGGGAACCAAGGGGGGAACCAAGGGGGGAACCAAGGGGGGAACCAAGGGGGGAACCAAGGGGGGACAUCUGCAUGCGCAUGGGCGCAUGGGCAUCAAGUCCAGCUGGUUGGCUUCAGUGAUGCCGACUAUGCUGGAGAUUCCGCAAGUCGCAAGAGCCACAGUGGUUUGGCCAUGAUCAUGCUGGUGGUGUGCCUGUGUUUGUGGACAAUCAGUCUGCCAUUGCCCUUGCACAGAAUGCAUGCUUGCAUGGCCGCACCAAACACAUGCAGGUCCGGUGGCAUUUCAUUCG